AUGGGAAUUCACGUCUAUUAUUACCAGAGCAGCAAUGCGUAUGGCUCGGUGGCUGCCUACACCACGCAGCUUGAUGGCAGUGACAAAAGCAUUGUCGUAUCUACCACGCCUUUCAAGAUCGACCUCGGCAAUCGCCACCUGUUUGUCGGACAGUCUACCAACCCGUCGGCAUUCGGCCUUCCUACCAUUCAGGGAAUGCCUAUCAAAAUUACCGUUCGUGUCCUGGUCAACCAAGGUACUUCUGAGCAGCCAGUCUGGCACGAGCUCAAGCAGUAA
Messenger RNA from Colletotrichum truncatum, 276 nucleotides. RefSeq lists its product as uncharacterized. The record is from RefSeq and is a predicted model, not a curated record. Lineage: Eukaryota; Fungi; Ascomycota; Sordariomycetes; Glomerellales; Glomerellaceae.